Molecule: messenger RNA, 2174 nt
Organism: Rattus rattus (black rat)
Lineage: Eukaryota; Metazoa; Chordata; Mammalia; Rodentia; Muridae
Gene: Sh2d5
Product: SH2 domain containing 5
Exons: 10
Coding region: 126-1415 (429 amino acids)
Cellular component (GO): postsynaptic density
Source: RefSeq, a predicted model, not a curated record
GAGGCUGGCAGGCCAAGGUCACACCAGCCAAAACUGCUGAACCCCAGUCCCGUCCCUUGUUGCGCGGGUCCAGGACCUGUGGGGCCUCCUCUCCGCGAAGCGUGAAGCUGGGUACGCUGGGGACCAUGCAGAGGGCUGGGGCCAGGGCCCGAAGGGCCUCCGACUGCGGGCCUGCACCCUACCGGCCCAGGUGCAUUGCCAAGUUCGCCCAGUACGUGGGAUCCUUUCCUGUGGAUGAUUUGGACACUCAGGAGAGCGUGUGCCUUGUACAGCAGCAUCUGUGGGCCCUGCAGGACUGUUCCCGACGCCGGGCCGUCAUCCUGAAAUUCAGUCUUCAGGGUCUCAAGAUCUACAGUGGGGAGGGCGAGGUGCUCCUCAUGGCCCAUGCUCUGAAGCGCAUCCUCUAUGCCACCUGGAACCCAGCCGCCUGCCAGUUUGCUUUUGUUGCCCGGAACCCACGCAGCCCGGCCAGCAAGCUUUUCUGUCAUCUCUUUGUGGGGAGCCAGCCUGGAGAGAUUAAUAUCCUGUACCUGCUGCUCUGCCGAUCCUUCCAGCUUGCUUACCUCUUGCAACACCCUGAGGAGAGGGCGCAGCCUGAGCCCUCCCUGGUGCCUGGAGGGGACAUGUCCCUGAAGCCACUCUGCAGCCCUGGGGUGGCCCCUGCAUUAGUGCGGGAGCCCUUCAGCCGGGAUCAGCUGUCACAGAAUGUCCAUGCCCUGGUGUCCUUCCGGCGGCUUCCUGCAGAAGGGAUACUGGGCAGUAAUGGGAAGGAGCUGCCAGAGCCAGAGGGCCGUGGGGGCACCCGUCACAUUCGUCUAGGGAACCCCUACUGCUCACCCACAUUGGUGCGCAAGAAGGCCAUUCGCAGCAAGGUGAUCCGCUCCGGGGCCUACCGAGGCUGCACCUAUGAGACACAACUGCAGCUGUCAGCCCGGGAAGCCUUUCCUGCUGCAUGGGAGGCAUGGCCCCGUGGCCCUGGUAGCCCCUCGUGCCUGGUGGAGAAUGAGGGAAGCCUGACAGAGAACAUCUGGGCCUUUGCUGGCCUUUCCAGGUCCUGUGCUCUUGCCCUGCUUCGGAGAGAUGUGCACGGGGCCUUCCUGCUGUGGCCCGAGCCAGGUACCAGCGGCCAGUGGAGCCUGUCUGUCCGGACCCAGUGUGGCGUGGUGCCUCACCAGGUCUUCAGAAACCACCUAGGCCGGUACUGCCUAGAGCACCUGCCAGCAGAGUUCCCCAGCCUGGAGGCCCUGGUGGAGAGCCACUCCGGGAUGGAGCGCAGCCUCUUCUGCCCACUCAGCAUGGGCCGGCUCAACCCUACCUACGAAGAGCAGGACUCCGGUCCUGAGGGCAGGUUCCCACGGACUCUGCGGCCCCUCAGCCAUGCCAAGUCUGAGGCAGAAUUGCAAGGCCUGGGCUAGCACACAGCCAGCCCUCAGUCCCCUGUGGGCCCAGCCUUGCCUCGGCCCCUGGGUGGCAACGGUCAUUCUGCCCUUCUUGCACCCCACCCACUGGUCACCAGCUCCAGACAGGUCAAUCUGCCCCUUGAUUGGUCUUCCAUCACUUCACUGCCAUGGGAGAGGAGCCCUGAGAUUGGAGGUGGAGAUAACGGGACCUCUCCCAGGACCUGGGGCCAGCUGAGGUACCAGGAUGAACAUGUAGAGCCAGAGGGCUGGUAACUCUAGAUGACUUUGGGGAAGUGGCCAUUGCUAGGUUCCUACUGUCCUUGUGCAGAGGCUUCCCCAGCAGUUUAUGAUGUGGGUGCAGUCUUUGCUGGAGGAGGCGAAGCCUCUGCUGGGUGGGGAACCCCAGGAUGCUCCCCAUAGGGAACCAGAGCCUUAGGGGAGUUUCUGGCUUGCACCUUCAGCUCAUUUCCUGAAGUCACUUUGAGUGGGGCUAGCAGUGAGCACACCGCAGUCAGCUUGGUGGCUGCUUUAGGAAGCCACUUAAUGCUGGUGUUUCCUCUAACACAGCGCUGACCGUUGGGCAUGGCUGGCACUGGUCACCUCAGCCCUAUUUGCGGUGGAGAACUAGGAUUAAUGCAAGCCUCAUGGAGGGGAGGUGACCUUAGCAAGGGCCAGUCCAGGGACAUAUCCUGGAGGGUCUAGCCAGGGAACGACAAAUUCAGGUGUCCCUUAAAUCAACUCUGCAGAAUAUAUGAAUCUACCCAAAAGAACAAA